Molecule: messenger RNA, 480 nt
Organism: Protopolystoma xenopodis
Lineage: Eukaryota; Metazoa; Platyhelminthes; Monogenea; Polystomatidea; Polystomatidae
Source: the annotation of a GenBank genome assembly
CAGCUUCCAAGCAAGGGCUGUGCUGCGGGCAUGUAUCGCUUUCAUAAAGACAGAUUGGUAAAAUGCACGGAAGUAUCAUAUUCUCUCGGUGUUAAUUCUCGCAUUUAUCUAUUUGAACCUCUACUUUCUGUAAAGAGUAGGUCAAGAAUAUGGGAUAAUUUGCAAAUGUGGGAGGAUGCUUUUUUCGAUAGCAUCGCCCAGGAACGAGAUAUCAUUGGUCUAGAUCAGGCGCCAUUGGAGUCAAUGGCUCAUUAUCAGAGUCUUGGACCGAAUGAACGGCGUCAGUUAGAACUGGAUGAAGACCGUCUUCUGGCUGUGUUAUUACACAAUCUCUUUGCCUCCAUGAUAAUGAUGCGAGUUGAUCGCGCACAGUUGCGUGCUCAUAUUCGUCGUUGGCAGGCCAGGUGUCGACUUAGCUUGCAUUAUGCUCAGACCGUUUCUCGGCUGCUUGAGGCUAUGCCUUAUCUGGUCGUUGGCUGA